Halichondria panicea is the source of this 1901-nucleotide messenger RNA. Its product is annotated as phospholipase B-like 1. The record is from RefSeq and is a predicted model, not a curated record. NCBI's taxonomy places the organism in Eukaryota, Metazoa, Porifera, Demospongiae, Suberitida, Halichondriidae. The coding region runs from base 128 to 1738 and encodes 536 amino acids. The transcript has 15 exons. Gene Ontology annotation, molecular function: glycerophospholipase activity.
GAGGCUAAUGUGUACUGCACUUACAUUAGAAUUUCUGACUCUUCCAAAAAUAAUUGGGACAGCCCUAGCCUGGAAUCAAGGCUAGCUAGCUAGCUAGUCGAGUCUGUACGUACAGAUCAAUACAAAAAUGACCAAAUGUGCAUGCCUCUUGCUGCUGCUGGUUGUAUCUUCAUCAACAGCUUUCCAAACGGCUUCUGUGUACAAGACUGAUGAAGGAUUGAAGAUUGUGGAGGGUUUAGACCCAAACGCAGUGGCCUAUGCAACUUACAACGAUACUGUCAAUGAGAAUGGAUGGAAAGUUCUGGAAAUAGCUGCUGGCUACAGCAGCCAAGGCUUUGUUGAUUGUGAUAUAAUGUCAGCUGCCGGUAUGCUGGAAGGCUAUUUAACACAAAAAGACAUUUUCAACAUGUUCACAUCCUUGAGCAAUGAAUCAUUCAGUGGACACAGCCUUGAGUACAUAAAGAAAGUGAAGGAAUUUUAUGAGGAUCAGCGAGAAUGGAUGCAGGAGAUGAUCAACAGUACUGAAAGAAGCUCUUCAUUCUGGUACUACACUGCUCUGAUCCUUAAACAAUUCGACGGUAUGAAAACUGGUUAUGCACUGGCAGCCACUCAGGCUCAGCAACUUGAAGACUUUGCCUUCGACUUUCUCUCUGGUAAUGGAGACUACCUGGACAUUGCACACUUUGUUAACCCGGGCAGCAGGCCUGAUGUGUCCACUCUAUCAAAGAAUGAGAUAAUAGAUCUGAUGAAUAAGGGACAUUGCUCUGCUCUUAUCAAGAUACUCUCUGGCUACGAGAACGUUUAUGCAGCUCAUUCAAGCUGGUACAUCUAUACCGCAAUGAACAGAAUAUUCAAGCACUACACAUUUAGAGUUCACAAUGAGUACUCAAUGCCUGCUACUCAGCGGAUGUCCUUUUCCAGUUACCCUGGUUACUUGUCCUCCUUAGAUGACUUUUACAUCAUGGACAGUGGUCUCGUGAUGUUGCAGACUACCAAUAGCAUUUACAACAAAACCUUGUACGACUACAGCACACCCAAAGCUCUCCUGGCCUGGCACAGAGUCAGACUGGCCAACUGGUUGGCAGAGGGAGGCAAGGACUGGGCAGACAUUGUCAGCCAGUAUAAUUCAGGUACUUACAAUAACCAGUACAUGGUACUUGACAUGAAAAAGAUAGAGCUGAAGAAGGCAGUACAUGAUGAUGCACUAUGGGUGGUAGAGCAAAUACCGGGCCUUGUGGAGAGUGGUGAUCAGUCGAGCAUCUUGAGAGCUGGCUACUGGCCGUCAUACAAUGUCCCUUUCUAUGAGACCAUAUUCCAGGUUUCUGGGUAUGCUGCUGCUGAGCAGAAGUUUGGGGCUGAUGUUUCCUACCAGCUAUGUCCUAGGGCUAAAAUAUUUAGGAGAGAUCAAGCAAAUGUGAAAGAUAUGGACACUAUGCAGUACAUAAUGCGUUUCAACGACUACCAAAAUGAUCCAUACUCAGAGGGCAAUCCCAUGAACUCCAUCUGUAGCCGUGGCGAUCUCAAAAACCCACCCUUUGCAGGUGGUUGCUAUGAUACCAAGGUCACUGACUACAACAUGGCUAAGUCAUUGCAAUCAUUUGCGCAGAAUGGCCCUACUCAUCAGAACCUUCCCCCUUUCCGCUGGUCUUCAAGCGGCUUAGAUCCCAUGCCUAUGCAUCUAGGACAGCCUGAUGUGUUCAAUUUUACUUUUGUUCUGAUGGAACCGAAAAUACCCUGAAAAUGAAACUGAGAUUAUAGUGUGUGACAUUAAUACCAGUACACUCAUUACUUUUAGCUUUAAUUCUCGUGUCACUUUUGUCAUACAUAAUAUAUAAGUAUAUAAUAUAUAAGUGUAUAGUUAUUGUGCAAUGUAUAUUAUAUACAAUGUAAGUUGAAACUCA